UUGAUUUGUUUGGUAGAUUGGAUCAUUGAAGAAUCACGCUUCUUCUUUGUUAAUUUUGUUUGUGCAAAUAUCUUCUCUGUAAAUUUCAGUUGAUCUUCAAACCUGGUUUUGAUUUAUUUGGGGAUUACCUCAUUUCGUCUCUGCACAUUUAUUUGAUUUCCAGAGAAAAACUAGAAGAAAGGAAGGAGGGAAGAAAGAAAUGGUUCAGUUGAUUUUGGGACUGGAAUGACUUUUUAAAUUUUUAUGUCAAAUCGCCGGUGAAACAACUCAAGAACCGUGAUUUCAGAAACACUGAUGGGAAUACUUCAUUAGUGAUAUCCAUGAGUAAAAUUUCUGUUGUGUUGGAAUAGCAUUUGUUGAUUUUCUUUUUUGCGCAAAUUCAAAUGUGGAAGCUAAAGAUAGGUGCAGAGACAGUAAGCAGUCGCGAUAAUGGAGGUCUAAGAAGCCUGAACAACCAUGUAGGGCGUCAAGUUUGGGAGUUCUGUCCAGAGCUUGGUACCGCAGGAGAGCUCUUGGAAAUCGAGAACGCUCGCAAAAAUUUCCAUGAUAAUCGGUUCCAGAAGAAGCACAGCUCUGAUCUUCUAAUGAGGAUUCAGUUUGCAAAGGAGAAGCCAUGUGAGUCGAAUAUACCACAAGUGAAAGUGAACGAGUUUGAAGAUGUUACAGAUGAGUCAGUGACAUGUACCUUAAGGAGAGCUCUCAAUUUCUAUGCCACAAUCCAGGCGCACGAUGGUCACUGGCCUGGGGAUUAUGGAGGUCCAAUGUUUCUGCUUCCUGGCUUGGUCAUUACUCUAUCUAUUACAGGAGCUCUUGAUACUGUCUUAUCAAAAGAACAUCAAAGUGAGAUGUGCAGAUAUCUCUUUAAUCAUCAGAAUACAGAUGGGGGUUGGGGUCUGCAUAUUGAGGGUCCAAGCACCAUGUUUGGUACUGUCCUAAACUAUGUUACCUUGAGAUUGCUUGGUGAAAGAGCUGAUGGUGGACGAGGCACAAUGGAAAAGGCACAAAGGUGGAUCUUUGAUCAUGGCAGUGCAACUGCAAUUACUUCAUGGGGGAAAAUGUGGCUUUCGGUUCUUGGGGUGUAUGAAUGGUCUGGAAACAAUCCAUUGCCACCAAAAGUAUGGCUUUGUCCAUACAUUCUUCCAGUUCAUCCAGGAAGGAUGUGGUGUCACUGUCGGAUGGUGUACUUGCCAAUGUCGUAUUUAUAUGGAAAGAGGUUCGUUGGGCCAAUUACACCCACAAUUCUAUCAUUAAGGAAGGAGCUUUAUGCAAUUCCUUACCAUGAAGUUGAUUGGAAUAAGGCUCGGAAUACAUGUGCAAAGGAAGAUCUAUACUACCCACAUCCUCUGGUUCAAGAUAUCCUUUGGGCAUCUCUUCACUUCCUAUACGAUCCUGUUUUUUCAUAUUGGCCAGCUAAAAGAUUGAGGGAGAAGACAUUGAAUACUGUAAUGCAGCAUAUUCACUAUGAAGAUGAGAAUACUCGAUAUAUAUGCAUAGGGCCUGUCAACAAGGUGUUAAAUAUGCUUUGCUGUUGGGUGGAAGAUCCACAUUCAGAUGCUUUUAUGCUUCAUCUUCCAAGAAUUUUUGAUUAUUUGUGGAUUGCUGAAGACGGAAUGAAAAUGCAGGGUUAUAAUGGAAGUCAAUUAUGGGAUACUGCUUUUGCUGUCCAAGCAAUCAUUUCAACAGACCUGGCUGAAGAUUAUGGUCCAACUUUAAGGAAGGCACAUGAGUUCAUAAAGGAUUCACAGGUUAACUUUCUAAAAUUAUGUUUUAAUAGUUGGACAAUUUCAAUCAACCCUGCAGAAACUUUUGGUGACAUUGUCAUUGAUUACCCAUAUGUUGAGUGUACCUCAGCAGCAAUUCAAGCACUUGCGUCCUUCAAGCAAUUACAUCCUGAGCAUCGGACAGAAGAAAUAGAAGAUUGUAUUGCUAAAGCUGUGCACUUCAUUGAAGAGAUGCAAACAGCAGAUGGAUCGUGGUAUGGAUCUUGGGGAGUGUGCUUUACUUAUGCUGGGUGGUUUGGAAUAAAAGGGUUGGUAGCUGCUGGUAGAACAUACAAAAGUUGCUCCAGUGUUCGCAAAGCCUGUGAUUUUCUCUUGUCCAAAGAGCUUCCUUCUGGCGGGUGGGGAGAAAGUUAUCUAUCCUGUCAGGACAAGGACUAUACAAACCUCAAGGAUAACAGACCACACAUUGUAAACACUGGGUGGGCAAUGUUAGCCCUUAUUGAAUCUGGCCAGGCUAAUAGAGAUCCAAGGCCACUGCACCGAGCAGCAAAGAUACUAAUAAAUUCUCAACUAGAGAAUGGAGAUUUUCCUCAACAGGAGAUAAUGGGAGUCUUCAACAAAAACUGUAUGAUAAGCUAUGCUGCUUAUAGGAAUAUUUUUCCUAUCUGGGCCCUUGGGGAAUAUCGUACUAAGGUAUUGCAGGUCUCCUGAGUAAUUCUAAGUUACUUGAAAAUGUCUUGGAGUUCUUUUUUCAGAUGAAAUAAAAACCUAUUCGAUUUGUUUAUUACAAGUCUGGUUUCUGAUAUUUAUUUAGAGAAAAAAGUUUGGUUUCUGGUAUCGCACUCUACCUGCAGAAAUUAAUUGCAUGUGUGGCA
This is a messenger RNA of Carica papaya (papaya), 2596 nucleotides long. Lineage: Eukaryota; Viridiplantae; Streptophyta; Magnoliopsida; Brassicales; Caricaceae. The record is from RefSeq and is a predicted model, not a curated record.